Messenger RNA from Salvelinus sp. IW2-2015, 2586 nucleotides. Its product is annotated as zinc finger and BTB domain-containing protein 3-like. NCBI's taxonomy places the organism in Eukaryota, Metazoa, Chordata, Actinopteri, Salmoniformes, Salmonidae. Bases 43 to 1827 code for a protein of 594 amino acids. Gene Ontology annotation, cellular component: nucleus. The record is from RefSeq and is a predicted model, not a curated record. Gene Ontology annotation, biological process: regulation of transcription by RNA polymerase II. The transcript is spliced from 2 exons. Gene Ontology annotation, molecular function: DNA-binding transcription factor activity, RNA polymerase II-specific; protein binding.
GUUUUGUGUCAAUAAAGGAAAGAGGAUACGUUUUUAGCAGUAAUGGAGUUCCCCCAGCACGCCCUGCAGCUCCUGUCAGGCCUGCGUUCUCAGCGUCAGCGUGGGUUCCUGUGCGACUGCACCGUCUUCGUGAGUUCCUCACGUUUCCUGGCCCACCGUGCUGUCCUGGCCUCCUGCUCUCCAUUCUUCCACAUGUUCUACUCUGAUCCCCCAGGGGGCACCGGGGCCAGCUCGGUCACGCUGGACGGGGACAUCGUGACGGCGGCGGCGUUCGGCCUGUUGUUAGACUUCAUGUACGAGGGUGUGCUGCGGCUUGAGGCCCCUCCCCCAGCAGAGGACGUGCUGGCGGCGGCAAGCUUCCUCCACAUGAACGAGGUGGUCCGGGUGUGUAAGAGACGGCUACAGCACCGACCGCCACCAGCUGAGGCAGACAGCACGCGCCCGGAGGAGAGCGGAGUGGCGGUGGUGGGUGCUAGUGGACCCGGAGUUGGCAUGGUGGCAACAGGAGCUGCCAAAGCGGUGGCUAUGGCGAUGUCAGUAUCUCAGUCUGCGUCAGUGGCGAUGCAGAGAAGCCAGUUGGGCUGUUAUACGAGGUCAGAGAGGAGGGUGGAGGUUCAUGCGCACGCCCCUCUGAGUCCUGACAUGGCCGACACCACCCAGCCGGGCAUGGACCACGCCCUCCUUCAUGUGGGUGAGCUGGUUACCCUCUCCUCCGGUGCCUCUCUCAGGCUGGGAGGUCAGAGAGAGGGUCAGGGGGGCUCGGCCCUUUGCAGCCCCUGCAGCUCCACAGAGUCAUACAAUCUCAGCAGCCACCAUCGCCAGCCCUCUUCAUCAGCAGGUGCAUCAUCAGUGGUACCUGUGACCCAGACUGAUGGCUCCAGCUCCAUGGUGGGGAUACUGACCCAGUCUGACCACAGCAGCUCCUCCAGCCCAGAACAGGACAGCCAUGACCCUGUCUCUAACAAGAGCACAGUCAUCACACCAGGCAUACAAUGCCAGCAGCAUGGUCUCAGUAUCAACACACACCCUCAGAUUAGAAUACAGCCUCCACACUCACUCCUCACCUCACCUCCCAACCUGAACCUUGUAACCCAUCAGAGCCAAACCUCAGCUCUGUCCAGGCCUGACGGGCUGCAGCAUGGGGGGUCAGAGAGGGAGAGCAAGGAGGCUAGUGAACACUCUAACAUGGGGACUGUGAGAGUGGAGGAGGUGGAGCAGGGGGAAGGAGUGAAGGUAAAGGUGGAGGCCAUAGUGAUCUCAGAUGAGGAGUUUGAGGAGAUGGAAGGAGUGUUGAUAAGGAGAGGAAUGAAUGGGGGUAGAGAACGAGGGAUGAUGGAGGUAGAGGACAGGAAUGAGUUUAACGAUGAUAAUAAAGACAGAGAUGAACUGAACAACCCCCACUUCCUCCCUCCUCACCCCGCCUCACUCCAGAUGACCCACUCCCACCCCUCUGAGCCUUUCUCCUUCUCUUUCUCCCCCUCCGGACCCAGCUCCACCUCUUCUGAUGCUCCCCCUUUCCCAUCCUCCCUCUUCCCCUCCGUGGGCCAACAUUCCGACCAGCCCGUCUACUUCCAGGAUUCCAUGGGAAACUAUGUCGAGGACGUCCCCACGUGCAGUGUCUGUGGGAAGACAUUCUCGUGCGCGUACACCCUGAGGCGACACGCCAUUGUGCACACYCGCGAGCGCCCCUACGAGUGCCGCUACUGUUACCGUAGCUACACGCAGUCAGGUGACCUGUACCGCCACAUUAGGAAGGCUCAUGACUCCAGCCUGCCAGCCAAACGCAGUAAAGGAGACACUGAGGAGGGCCAGCCUCCACACAGCUAACACACACAGCUAGCUGUAUACUUCUCCAUACUACGCAGAAUGACACAUUAUUUAUGCCUUCCCCCUUCCAACACCAGACAUCCUGGUCUUGCAUGUCCAUGGCAAUGAUCUGAGAUACUUCCAAAUGAUCUGGGAUACUUCCAAUGAUCUGGGAUACUUCCAAUGAUCUGGGGAACUUCCAAACGGUCUGGGUCACUUCCAAAUGAUCUGGGAUACUUCCAAAUGAUCUGGAAUACUUCCAAACGAUCUGGGAUACUUCCAAACGAUCUGGGAUACUUCCAAAUGAUCUGGGAUAUGUCAGAUACAUGUUUCCCUCCACCAGGAUGGUCUUUUCAGACAUGCCCAUUCCCGGGACUGAGUAGGCCCGGUGCUCAGUCAACAAGCUGGUGCUGGCAUUCCUAAAGGACAGGGGCUGGUGGUGUUUUAGCUAUUUUAAAUGGGACUUUCAGGACUUUUGUCUUUUACAUUUUGUACCAGUUGUCUUACUAUGACCUCAGUGCCAAAAUACUUUGUGUACUGUACUAUGUUAUAUAUUCCAGAUAAAUUGCCAGUUGUCAAGGGUACUGUUUUUUGUCAACACUAAUAGCGUAAUGGUCUGUGAUAGUUCUACCUGUAAGUCUCCAUUGUUGCCAACUUUUACAAUUGGCUGAAUAUCACUACUACUUCAUUGCUGUGAAUAGAACACAUUUCUUCAGUCUAACAUACUAUUAUACAUUCCCUUCCAUUGGAGUACUGUUCAAUAAAUGACUUCCAACACGA